Molecule: messenger RNA, 3183 nt
Organism: Suillus bovinus
Lineage: Eukaryota; Fungi; Basidiomycota; Agaricomycetes; Boletales; Suillaceae
Exons: 5
Coding region: 1-3183 (1060 amino acids)
Biological process (GO): regulation of transcription by RNA polymerase II
Cellular component (GO): Set3 complex
Source: RefSeq, a predicted model, not a curated record
AUGACUUCUGCAAGCUAUGAAACUUCUACUUUUACUAAUCCUUCGUCUGCACAUGACAUACGGCGCUCUGUAGGUGGCAGUUUCUCAUCUGCAUACGACUCACCCUAUUCCACUGCACGUCGAAGAUCUCCAUCUCCUGGUCCAUCUUCGCGGAGAUAUGCCCCGUACGAUAGUUAUAUUCCCCGUGGGGGACCUAGCUAUCGUAGUGAUGAUCAUCCGAACGUUUACAGGCCAAAUGCAUGGAGACCAGAACGCUACAACAGCCGCAGCCCAUCCCCAGAUCGUUACGAACGGUCUCGUUCUAUGGAACCGCGCUUCUGGGAUUCUGGUGCUCGCUGGCAGCCGCCUUGGCAAGAUCGAAGAUCCUCUCCGAGCCCACCAGCUCUACGGGAAAAACUCCGCAGAGAUACUAUGGCAGAGCGAAUGUUCGAGCCAUCAGACUCCUGGAAGCAAUCACACGUCGAUCGAUCCGGCCGAUACGAAGUGUUGGAGCCUCCAAGUCCAAGAUUUCCAGAUUAUCGUGCUCGUCCUGCACGAGAUUACUCUCCCCUGAAGUCACCAGCGUAUCCUCCUAUUCAUGGUGAUACUUAUCGUCCUUAUUCUAGUGGUCAAAGCUACCGAGAACCACACGUGUUCGUUCGGUCAGAUUCAUACCGGCCACAAUAUGAUGAUAGUGCUCGACGGUCACCGCGCUCAGUUGAUAAUUCGAACACAGAUGUUUGCUAUCCGCGUCGACCAUCAAGUCAUUAUGAUCACGAUGACACACUGUCUUCGACCUCCAUUGCUAGUACACCGCCUCCCCAUGCUGUUAACUCUCCUCCCCCAGACCCACAUAUCACCAAUAGUGAUGCCCGUAGGCAUUCACCAUCUUGCAGACGUGCGUCACCCGCCCACUCCGUAGCACGAUCUAGAGCGUCCUCGAUAUCUUCCGAUGCCCCCCAUAAAAGAUCACAGUUGAGAUCUUCAUCCCGAUCAUCUGCUUCUUCUCGACCUGAUAAAUCUGCUAUUUUCGCGCAUAAUGGUUCCAAGGAUAUCGUGUCAACGAAACAGAAUCGAGAGAGUACAAUUCGACAAGCACCCACGCAUGUGUUGUCACGAGAUCCGGAUAGACUUGGUUCUACAUCGAACACUCUUACUGGAAAGGGUUCCACGCACCCUGAGCCUCUACCCCACGAGUUGCUGCACGUGGGCGCCAAACCGGUCCAUCCUGUGAUGAACGGUGAGCUUAAUGGUCCGCCUUUGGCAUCGAACUUCUUGCGUUCUUCACCAAGUUUGUUACCAGGAGAAGGUGCGACCAUUCCUUUUGCUUGUCAAUAUCCUGAAGACAUACCGAUUUUAGAUGUCGAGAUGUCUCCUCCUGGGCUUAUAUCUUCUCAUGCUCUUCCUAGUGACGUGGAAUUAGCCUUCUUGGGGGAUUCGGCUGGUAAAGGGACUGAAAUGCAAACCAACCAAAUAUCCCCUCUUUCUAAUAACAUAAAACCUGCUACGCCCCAACCUGCUUUGAAAUCUGUGGGGGCGGUCGCCAAUAACUCACCGGCGUCCGCAACUGCGACCGCAACUCCUUCACCAGAAUCAAGAAUGCUGGAGAAAGAUGUUGAUGUUGGCUCCCCGCGGACGUUAACAGGAGACACUCCCUUGCUAAAGUCUGCUCCACAAGUCAUUGCCACGGAAUCGGUCGGCAGUCCAUCUCGUAUCGAGGCAGAAGAGCAGCUUUUGACUCCCGCACUUGACGUAGAACAGCCUGCAACAUGGUUUUAUGGUCGUCCGUCUUUUUCAGACCCGACUGCAAAAGCCCUCCGUUUUGUAGUCCUAACGAGGCUUCAAUGUGAUCGUCAGACGCGCGAUGAGCGUGUUGUUCCGGUUCUUAGGGCCAAUCGGGCGAUUCGCGAGCCUUCUCUGCCUUCACCUAUUGACGCGCAAGACAACCUAUUUCAGGAAUUUGCAGCUGAUCAGCCCCGUCAGGAAAGAAUGACUUUACACUCUCAGUCUAUGAGAUCGUCCUUAUCAGGACACUUCCUGGAGCGAGAAACAGCCCUUCGGCAAAAGCAGCAAAAGCUUAGAGAAGAAUAUCUUGAGCUACAUCAGCAAUGGAUAGCUCAAUGUGCCCGACUCGAUAACGUGUCAAAAGGCGGUCUGCCUGAGGAAUCUCUGCCAACUUCUGCAGGCGGCAGGUCCACCAGACGAUCAGCUGCCGUUUUGGGCGAUGCUGUUCGCUCUGAUCUUGAGAUGGAGCAGAUCAUUGCGAAUCUUGGGAUGGAGGAGCUGACAGAUCCAAGCUACUUGGCGAUCAAGAACGUUGCAAAGAUACCGGAUAUGGUUUCUGUCGUUGAUAGCCGUGGGCCAUACUCUUACGACGAUACGAACAAUCUCUUAGAUGACCCUGCGGAGUUCUACAGCUCGUCUUCGGCUCUUGACCUCUGGACAGAAGAGGAGCGCAUUGUCUUCAAGGAGAGAUACGCUGCCCAUCCGAAGCAAUUCGGGCUCAUUGCUCAACAUCUGCCCAAUAAGACUGCCGCUCAGUGUGUCACGUACUACUAUCUGCACAAGCCGCACGUCGACUUCCGCAAGGCUAUUGCACAGUAUGGUGCAGGUCGGCGCCGGAGGAAUGGUAGGGGGGCUAACAAGCAGAAAGGCAACGCACUGCUUGCAGAUAUUCGCCGCCAUGAUGAUGAGGUAUUGGCUGCCCACCCUACUUCUUCCGCUGUACCUAGUAAGCGCAGGAGAGCUGCUAUACUGCGAUCCAACGUCGAACCCAGGAGAAACCAGUCCCGCAGGGGUACCGUCCAGCCUGACCAGACCCCCACUUCUUCCGGGACAACGCCAGAUCCUGAAGCAGAUGAGCAGAAGCGCCGGCGGCGCUCCACUGCAGUCGCGCGUUCGUCGGGUCUUGCUCAAGAAGAAGUUGAACCCACUGAACCAGGUGCUGAGGCUCCACCUCCAAAGCAAACCAGAAGACCCCGGAAACCCAGAGCCCGCGCAGUCGCAACCCCGUCAGAGGAAGCCACUCCCGCUCCAGAACUCCCGGAUUAUUGCAAGCCGUCGAUGCCAAUAUCGUGGUCCAAAGAGGACAAAAGUUUGUUCCUUGAGCUUCUAUCUCAACAUGGUGAUAAUGUGCACCACGUCGCUGCCUCCAUGCCUCACAAGGUCCAUGGUGAUCUGGUAGCAGGCUGUGGCGCCCCUUAG